Molecule: messenger RNA, 891 nt
Organism: Episyrphus balteatus (marmalade hoverfly)
Lineage: Eukaryota; Metazoa; Arthropoda; Insecta; Diptera; Syrphidae
Exons: 4
Coding region: 1-891 (296 amino acids)
Molecular function (GO): catalytic activity
Source: RefSeq, a predicted model, not a curated record
AUGGAUCUGCAAGUCCAUGGUUCAGGGACUCAGGACUCCUGGGUACAACUUGCUAUAUGCAUCGGACAAAGCGAUCGAGAUGUUACCGCGGUCAGAUUGCAAACUGACCAAGGAACAUUCUGGAUUGCGUCGGCAUAUCUCGGCCAUGACCAACUCGGCCUUCUCCCUGGCGAAAAACUACGGAGACUUGUAGCCGAUGCUGAAAGGCAAAAGAUCUGCCUCAUAAUUGGUUGCGAUACAAACGCCCAUCACACGGUCUGGGGAAGUACCAACAUAAAUGAUAGAGUAAGUAAUACUGGCAAUGAACCAACAUUCGUUACCAGAAACCGACAAGAGGUACUAGACAUUACUCUUUUCUCCGAUUCGAUUCGUCAAAGGAUCUUAAAUUGGAAAGUAUCUGAAGAACACUCGUUCUCUGAUCAUAGAUACAUCCAAUUUAGUCUUAACGAUGUAACUACUAAACAGUUAGCAUUCCGAAACUAUCGCAAAACUAACUGGCAAAAAUACAGGGAAACUCUGAAAAGCUUACUUAAACCCGAACUUCUAAGUUAUCCCUCAAAUACAAUCGAUCUCGACAACAAAGUCAAUGAUCUCACUUCUGCCCUUAACCUAUCAAUGAAUAACUCCUGCCCACUCAUACAACUCAAACAUCAUAAACAGAGUCGACCCAUCAGGGCCAGACACAAAUUCAAAAAACAAUCUCGGUCUGAUUACAAGAGAGAAGCUAAAGUGGGCCAUCAACGCCUUCAAACCAUACAAAUCCGCUGGACCGGAUGGUAUAAUACCAGCCGAACUCCAAAUGGCAUCAGAUAUUCUAAUUCCCAUCUUAGAGAUAAUUCUGAAUGGAUGUGUAAACUUGAAACACAUCCCUGCCCUAUGGAGAGAAGUUAA